AUGGAAGAGGGCUUGGAGCCUUCUGUGCUUCAACUGAGCGAGGGGACUCGAGACUUCCUUGCAGGCGGCAUCGGCGGCGCAUUCGGCGUGAUAGCAGGACAGCCGCUCGACACCAUCCGCAUACGGCAGCAGCAGCCGGGUGCCGGCGGCGCCGGGGCGCGGCAGUUUGCCCGUGCCAUCCUAGCAGCCGAAGGGGGCCGCUCCUUUUUCCGCGGCAUGGGCUACCCUCUGUGCACCGCGGCGCUGCAGACUGCGGUGGUGUUCCAGGCGUACGGCAUCGCCGCCCGCCACCUCGCAGGCGGCCAGCCCACCACCGCGCUGUCCCUCCCGCAAGUCUUCUAUGCAGGCUGCUUUGCUGAGGGCCCUGCCGGGGCGCCGGGCUAUGUGGACCCUCUGGCGCUGCUGGCCAGCAUCCUGCGCAGCGAGGGGCCGCGAGGCCUGUACCGCGGCACGGCCAUCACCUGCAUCCGAGACUUCCCCAGCCACGGCGUCUACUUUGCCGUGUAUGAGGCCUGCAGGGAGCUGUUCGAGCCGGGCUCCCGAGCGGGCGGCAGCGACAGCGCCGCGGCUCUCUGGGUGGCGGGCGGCCUGGCUGGCACCCUCAGCUGGCUCAGCGUGUACCCUUUUGACGUCGUCAAGACGCGCAUGCAAGCCGCCGCCGCCUCGCAGUCGGUGUAUGCAGGCAGCCACGCGGCAGAGGGAGCCCAGGCCUUCUUUCGCGGCCUGACCACCACCCUGGGGCGCGCCUUCCUGGUCAACGGUGCCAUCUUCACAGCAUACGAGGUGGCCCACAAGCUGCUGUCCCAGCAAGCGCCAGCCGCAGCUGCGCAGGCAAGGGAGGUGUAG
Chlorella variabilis is the source of this 846-nucleotide messenger RNA. RefSeq lists its product as hypothetical. Bases 1 to 846 code for a protein of 281 amino acids. The record is from RefSeq and is a predicted model, not a curated record. Gene Ontology annotation, molecular function: transmembrane transporter activity. NCBI's taxonomy places the organism in Eukaryota, Viridiplantae, Chlorophyta, Trebouxiophyceae, Chlorellales, Chlorellaceae. Gene Ontology annotation, biological process: transmembrane transport. The transcript is spliced from 7 exons.